Molecule: messenger RNA, 711 nt
Organism: Trypanosoma cruzi
Lineage: Eukaryota; Euglenozoa; Kinetoplastea; Trypanosomatida; Trypanosomatidae
Exons: 1
Coding region: 1-711 (236 amino acids)
Biological process (GO): mitochondrial fission; autophagy of mitochondrion; peroxisome fission
Cellular component (GO): mitochondrial outer membrane; peroxisomal membrane
Molecular function (GO): protein binding
Source: RefSeq, a predicted model, not a curated record
AUGGAGAGAACUUCUUCCAUUAUCGAUGACCUUUUCAAGAAGGACCCAAAUGUGAGGCACAUCUUAUCCCCUUCGCAGCAAGAGUUGAUGGGGCUCGAUGAUGCUAUUAGACGCAUCCGCGCUGAAUACGAGAACAAUUUCACAAACUCCGAUAUUACAUUUCAGUACGCAUGCCUUCUGAUCCUGCACUCCCGCGCUUCAUACAUUGAGGAGGGCGUGCGCCUCAUGGAGUCAUUGCUGUAUACCGCAUGGAAGAAGCGCCAGGCCGAAUUGGCGGGUGCAUCGUCAGUAAAGACGAAUUUGAUGCCCGGUGAGGAGGUGGAUUCUCAAGAGGAUAUUUUGCGUGGUAGUGUUAUUCACGCGGCCUCUGCGCCGCCGGAAACACAAGGAGAGUGGGAGCAUUUUGAACACGACGCUGGGGAACAAGAAAAAGAGACCGAUACGAAAAGCAAAAGAACCACAUCCACGGACGAGCUUGUUAUUAACUACUACUAUCUAACAAUUGGAUGGAUAAAGCUUCGGAACUACGACAAGGCACUGAUAUGUGUGAAUCAAAUGCUUCAACUCCAGUCUGAUCAUCGCCAGGGAAUCGCGCUGAAGCAGUACAUUGAUGCAGAAGUAAAUAUGACUUUAACUGCAACUGGCUUAGCGGGAGUGGGUGUCGCCGCUGCCGUGGCAGCUCUCAUUGCCGUUUGCUUUCGAAAAUCAUAA